Molecule: messenger RNA, 1669 nt
Organism: Eruca vesicaria subsp. sativa (arugula)
Lineage: Eukaryota; Viridiplantae; Streptophyta; Magnoliopsida; Brassicales; Brassicaceae
Source: the annotation of a GenBank genome assembly
AUGGCGAAGGUAGACAACGAGGAGCUCCGGAGAUUCAAGGAUGUUAAUCUCGACGAAGCUCCGGCGCGCCGUCAUGUUCGAGAUUCCUUGAAAGAUAUUCAGCUUAGUCUCGAUCAUAUCCUCUUCAAGACACCAGGAAAUGGAAUUAAGACAAAAGAGUCUUAUGAGGUGAAUUCAAGAGGAGUUGAGAUCUUCUCAAAAAGCUGGCUUCCUGAAGCUUCUAGUCCCAAAGCUCUGGUUUGUUUCUGCCAUGGUUAUGGAGACACUUGCACCUUCUUCUUCGAAGGGAUUGCAAGGAGGUUGGCAUUGUCAGGAUAUGGAGUUUUUGCAAUGGAUUAUCCAGGGUUUGGCUUAUCUGAGGGCUUGCACGGUUAUAUCCCUAGCUUUGAUCUUCUUGUUGAAGAUGUCAUUGAGCAUUACUCCCACAUAAAAGAGGAUCCUGAGUUUAGUUGUCUACCAAGCUUUCUCUUUGGACAGUCAAUGGGUGGAGCCGUGUCUCUUAAAAUACAUUUCAAACAACCAAAGGCCUGGACUGGUGCAGUCUUGGUAGCACCCAUGUGCAAAAUUGCAGAUGAUAUGGUUCCACCACCAGUAUUAAAACAGAUUUUGAUCGGUUUAGCUAAUGUUCUACCGAAACACAAGUUGGUUCCACAAAAGGAUUUAGCAGAAGUAGCUUUUAGAGAUGUCAGCAAGAGAAACAUGGCAGCAUACAAUGUCAUCUGUUACCACGACAAACCACGUCUACGAACCGCUGUAGAAAUGCUUAGAACAACUCAGGAGAUUGAGCAACAGCUGGAAAAGGUGUGUUUACCUAUAUUGAUUCUACACGGAGAGGCUGAUAGAGUGACGGAUCCAUCAGUGAGCAGAGAGCUUUACCAGAAAGCGAAAAGUUCAGACAAGAAGAUAGUUUUGUAUAAAGAUGCUUAUCAUUCUCUGCUUGAAGGCGAACCAGAUGAAAUGAUCCUCCGUGUCUUGUCUGAUAUUAUCUCGUGGCUUGAUGACCAUAGCUCGCAAGCUGAUGAGGGAUCACUAGUUACUCCUAUCAUUUGCCUUUUUCUUGGGCUUUCUUGGGUUACAAUUCAAGAUAGUGUGAAGAUGUUCUCGGCUCAGAACAAGAUCAAAAAGGACAAGAAUGCUGCUCCAACAGAAUGCGAGGAGCAGGUUGCUCAGGCUCUGUUUGAUUUGGAAAACACCAACCAGGAGUUAAAGAGCGAGUUGAAAGAUCUUUACAUCAACCAAGCUGUUAACAUGGACAUCUCUGGAAACCGCAAGGCUGUUGUGAUUUACGUCCCAUUCAGAUUGAGGAAAUCUUUCCGCAAGAUUCAUCCCCGUCUCGUUAGGGAGCUUGAGAAGAAGUUUAGUGGAAAGGAUGUUAUCUUUGUUGCCACAAGAAGGAUCAUGCGUCCACCAAAGAAGGGUGCUGCUGUUCAGAGGCCACGCAACAGGACUCUAACCUCUGUUCAUGAAGCAAUGCUUGAGGAUGUCGCUUACCCUGCUGAGAUUGUUGGAAAACGUACUCGUUACCGUCUUGAUGGUUCCAAGAUCACCAAGGUGUAUUUGGAGGCCAAGGAGAGGAACAACACAGAGUACAAGCUCGAGUCAAUGAUGGGUGUGUACCGUAAACUCACUGGAAAGGAUGUCACUUUUGAGUACCCUGUUGAAGCUUGAA